Messenger RNA from Monosiga brevicollis MX1, 3000 nucleotides. RefSeq lists its product as uncharacterized. The transcript has 22 exons. The coding region runs from base 1 to 3000 and encodes 999 amino acids. Lineage: Eukaryota; Choanoflagellata; Craspedida; Salpingoecidae. The record is from RefSeq and is a predicted model, not a curated record. Gene Ontology annotation, molecular function: kinase activity; phosphotransferase activity, alcohol group as acceptor; DNA binding. Gene Ontology annotation, biological process: DNA replication; carbohydrate metabolic process.
AUGGCGGAAGCUCUCAUGUCCUUGCCAGAGCCCAGCGAGGUGGACGGCACCAUGACACCGGAUCUGGCCCAGCGCGCGUCGGCCACCUAUGAGUCCCACGCAGAUCGUUUCCGCUUGCCGGCGCAUCGCAAUUAUGACAAACAGUAUUCAAACCUGUACUUUUCACGCUACAUGACGCUCCGCAAGAGCGUGAUCGCGCGUGCCAAGAGCAAAUGGCAGCUUGAUCAACCCGGCGCGCCUCCCCUGGCGGACAACAUCCUGGGGCUGGCUGCCAUGCGAGGCAAGCCCUGUGUUGUUGUGGGCACGGUUUACAAAGACAUGAAGCUCAAGCCCAACAUUCUGGACGAGUUCAACGCCCGCGAAAACUAUGAAGCACCUCCUCCAGAGCGCUCAAAGUAUUUUGCUGACGACGACGUUAUCAUCCUCGAAGACCAAACUGGUCGCACCGUACUCAGUGGCGCCGGCCUGCCCGUCGGCGAGCUCGUGUCGGGCGUAGUCAUGGCCGCCAAGGGCGUUGAGAACGACAAAGGCGAAUUUGAGGUGAACGAGUGUUGUUUCUGCGAUAUGGGGCCUCAGGCCGCCCGACAGGUGCCGACACAGCAACGCUAUCUGUGCCUUGCCUCGGGCUUCAACAUUGACGCACAGGCCAAGAAUCUUUUUGCACUGGAGCUGUUUGUCGACUUGAUUACAGGGCAACUGGGUAGCCCUGAACAGCAACAGCAAAUGGCACGCGUCGCACGCGUCCUCUUGGCUGGCAAUCUCAUUCGAGCGACCACCGGCGAGCAAGAUGAAGUGGCACAAUACAAGCGGCGCAACAUGGAGCCAGAGACCGUGGUGCACGUCAAGGAACUCGACUUUAUCUUGACCCAGUUGUGUAGCACGGUACCUGUGGACAUGAUGCCUGGGGAUCACGACCCGGCCAACAAGAUUGUGCCGCAGCAGCCCUUGCACAAGUGCAUGUUUCCAACAGCCACCAAAUAUGGCAGCUUGCGAGGCGUGACCAAUCCCACUGAUUUCGUGUUGGACGGUGUACACAUCCUCGGCACGUCCGGCCAAAACAUUGACGACGUAUAUCGCUUCACAGAGAGCGAGGACCGGCUUGAGCUUUUGGAGCGGAUCUUGCGUUGGGGACACCUCUUUCCAACCGCCCCUGAUACGUUGUGUGUGUAUCCGUAUACAACCGAACACAAAGAUCCUUUUGCGAUUGGCGACUGUCCACACGUGUUUUUCGCAGGCAACCAACCCGAGUUUGCGACCAAGGAGUGCUCAGGCCCGGACGGUCAAAAGGUGCGACUGGUAUGCGUACCCGACUUCAGCAAAACGGCGACCGCCGUGCUGUUGGAUCUGCACACGCUCGAGGCAACCCCGCUAUGCUUUUCCAACAUGGUGGCCGAGACGGCGCCCCAAGCCAUGGACCAGGCCGCAGAGAGGAUGGCAGAGGCAGAGGCAGAGGCAGCAUGGCUCGUGUUGGCAGUGGAUGUGGGAACGACCAGUGUGCGGACGGCGCUGGUUGAUCCAACAGGUCAUAUCCUUGAUCGUGCCGUGCAAGAGGUUCAAGUGCAUCAGCCGGGGCCGGAGCUUGCGAUGCAGAGUAGUGCGGAAAUCUGGCGAGCAUGCUGCAGCACCACCCAAGCUUUGCUACAGCGCACUGCCACAAGCCCGGACCAGGUGCGGGCCAUCGCCUUUGAUGCCACCUGCUCCAUGGUGGUCGAAGCAGGAGAUGUCACGCAAGGGCCGCGCCUGAGCGUGGACCCGACAAACACCUUUGCGGCCGCAGAAAUCGGAGAUGUGCCGGAUGUCCUCAUGUGGAUGGAUCAUCGCGCCAGUGAGGAAGCACAAGCCAUCAACUCGACCAAGCACAAAGUUCUGCGCUUUGUAGGGGGUGGUGUGAGUCUGGAGAUGCAAAUGCCCAAACUUUGCUGGCUGCAAACGCACCUACCUGACGUCUAUUCGCAAGCCACCGGAUUCUUCGACCUGCCAGACUGGUUGUCGUUCCGCGCAACUGACAAUGGUGCCCGCUCGCGCUGCUCCGUCAUUUGCAAAUGGAACUACGUGGAUGGAUGCCCCGGCCACGACGGCUGGCACACCGGCUACCUUAACGACAUUGGUCUGAAAGACCUAGCUCAGUCACAGCAACGCAUUGGAACGGACGUUCGGGAGCCCGGAUCGGCUGUCGGGACCUUAACUGCACGCGCAGCUCGGGAGCUGGGCUUGACGACAAAUUGCGUUGUAGCGAGUUCUUUGAUUGACGCUCACGCAGGAAUGAUGGGUUGUCUAGCAGCCUCGCUCCUUCCCAAUCAGCCCAUCACCGAGCGUCUUUGUUUGAUCGCUGGCACCUCGGCCUGCCACCUGGCGCUGCACCCCGACCUGGCUUUUGUUCCCGGUGUUUGGGGUCCCUAUCACGGCGUUGUCCUUCCCGAUUACUGGCUGGUCGAAGGCGGUCAGAGCGCAGCUGGCGCUGCGCUGGACCGCGUACUCGCGCUCCACGCUGGCGCCGACCAUUGGCACAAGCAAGCUGCGCGAGAAGGUCGUCACGUGACCGAAAUUAUGAACGAAGCCCUACAACGACUGCAGCAAAGCGAGAAGGCCUCCCAUCUCUACGAACUUAUCGCCGAUAUCCAUGUGGUACCGGACUUUCAUGGCAACCGCUCACCUCUGGCUGACCCCAAGUUGAAGGGCGUGAUUGUGGGCCUGAGCUUGACCUCUGAAUUGGCGACCGAAUGUCUCUUGCUCUACUUGGCCACGCUGACGGGCUUGGCGCUCGGCACGCGGCAAAUUCUUGAGGCCAUGCGUGAUAAUGGGUACAUCAUCCGGGAGAUAUGCGUGUGCGGCGGUCUUUCACAAAACAAGUUGUAUUUGCAGCUGCACGCCGAUGCCACGGGUUGUCGAGUUCGCCUGCCCCGAGAAGCAGACGCGGUAUUGGUUGGCACCGCGGUCAUGGGCGCUGUGGCUGCAGGGGGUAUUCGAGCCAGACACUACAACUGCGACCAAGUACCUUGA